Molecule: messenger RNA, 603 nt
Organism: Naegleria fowleri
Lineage: Eukaryota; Heterolobosea; Eutetramitea; Acrasida; Naegleriidae
Exons: 1
Coding region: 1-603 (200 amino acids)
Source: RefSeq, a predicted model, not a curated record
AUGUUUCAAUCUCUUCUCGAUUAUGCAUGGUAUUGGUUCUAUCGGAUCAUUGAUACCUUCCAACCACAAACUCAAUAUUGUGUGUUGGGAUAUUGUCAUUCAAGUUCUUACACUCCUCAAAUAUUUACUGAAAUUACAGACUUGUUGCAACGAUCGUUCGCCAAUGAUGAUACAAAAUCUUCUCCGAUUGAAACGCAAUAUUCAUACAGCGUGGAAUUUAAAAACUUUUACAUGACUGUUUUUAAAUUGAAUUAUUAUUCUAGCUACUACACAGAGGAUAAUAUUUAUAAUUAUUAUAUCAAUGGAAAAGCUGGAAUUAUACUGACGAUCGAAGUUUCCUCUCAUAAACAGGAUGUCGAUGAUAUGAAAGAUCGAGUGCAAUUUGUAUUGAAAAAGAUCGAAAAGAGAGUGCCAGUGCUAUUUCUCAUUCAUGGUCCUCAAGACUGUUUAGGAAAAUGUACUCCUGCUAUUACUGACAUGAUCCAAAUGCUAGUGAAGAAGUAUGAUCACGAAGAGUACUCAUGUAUUGCAACCAAAGAACCAGGUAAAGAUGGAACUCUUUACGAAGGAUUAGAAUGGCUGUUCACCACGUCCUGUAAAUAG